Ooceraea biroi (clonal raider ant) is the source of this 1654-nucleotide messenger RNA. It is a transcript of the gene Pex3, whose product is annotated as peroxisomal biogenesis factor 3. Gene Ontology annotation, cellular component: peroxisomal membrane. Lineage: Eukaryota; Metazoa; Arthropoda; Insecta; Hymenoptera; Formicidae. Gene Ontology annotation, molecular function: protein-macromolecule adaptor activity. The record is from RefSeq and is a predicted model, not a curated record. Gene Ontology annotation, biological process: protein import into peroxisome membrane.
AUGUAAAUCAAGAAUAUAAAUACAAGCAGUAACCAUGUUCUCAAGAAUUCGAGGAUUCUUAAGUCGCCAUAGGCGUAAGUUCAUAAUUGGGAGUGUCGUUGUUAGCGGUGCCAUUUUUCUGACGCGUUACACGCAGCGCAAGCUUCGAGAGUGGCAGGAGAAUGAAAUAAGAGCGUUACUGGAGCGAACGAAAAAGCAGCAGUAUUAUGAGAACAUGCUGAAAACGUGUAACCAAAUGAUAUUGUCCCUGGUGGCAACAUUGAGAAACUCGGUGAUUGAAGAGAAUGACUCGGAGUUCAUAAUAAAUCAGUUGAAAGAUGGGUCUGUCGAUAAGAUAUCAGCUUGGAAUCAACUGAAAGUACUGGCGAUCACGCGAUCGGCCGUGAUAAUUUAUUCCUACACGAUGCUGGUUACAUUUCUUCGAAUUCAGCUCAGCCUGAUCAGCGGACACAUGUACAAAGGCGCACAGAACGUGGACAACGAGAGCAUCGAAAAUGAAAUACAGAGGAAGUACAUGGCGCUCUCUAGUUACUUUAUAUACGAAGGCAUCAUAAAUCUGAAUUCUUUCGUAAAGAGCAAGGUCGCCGAAGCGACAGCCGCGGUGUCCCUGACGGAACGACUAACACUGCGAGAUCUGGAGCAAAUUUAUUGGGCGAUCGCGUCGUCCGUGUCCGCUGACGGUUCAGGAGACCCCAUUAAAAACUGUACGCAUUACAUGUUGCAAAAAAAUGGUAACGACGAAGAAAAAAUCGCGUAUUCGAAGCUGAUUGAUCAGCUGCUGGAUAUGUUGGAGAGCGAGGAGGUCCAGGACUUGAUGCAGAAAAAUGUCAGGAGUGGAUUUGUCUUAUUGAUGGAUCACAUAUCCACGUACUUUAACGAUUCCUCUCAAAGCGAUAACGGAUGCACGACACGGAACGGGAUGUUACAGUCGAGCGUCGAAAAUUCUUUGGUGGCUACCGACACCGGGUCAACUGAAUUUGUUAAUAUUAAUAAAACCUCUAUAGCAUUGGCCAGAAUUAUUCCUAUCGUGAACAAGCAGAUUCCGGACAAUCCGACACAUACGGACGCAGCAGCGGGUUGGCUCCAAUAUUUAGUGCUAAACAACGAACUCAAAACGCUUGGGGCGAAUAUUUAUGAAGCAGUCAGCUAUGUACACAAUUAACUACAAAUCAAUAAAGAUUGUCAAGUGCUAUGCAGUCAUUUGGCGACGGUAUCAUGCAAUAUGAUUUAGCAGUAUGUAUCAAUGUAUCUUUAUUUUUGGGUAUUCACUUUUAUGCAUCUCUUUGUGUAUUUACACAUAUUUUGUACUUCGCGAAAUUUUGCCAUAUUUUUUUUUAAAUUGGAACACGUUUGAUGGCCUCGUUACUUCUCACGAACGUUCCUACCGAACAGAUAACUUUAUUACACAUGACACACACUAGGAUAACGUUUUCCUCUUUCGUAAAGAAAUAAUUUCCUGAUAAACACUACUUAAUAAAUACAAUUUAAUACUUCAAAUAUUGGAAAUUGGGAAACAGGCUGAGAGAAAAUAGAAAGCUCAAAUAUGGAUGGUUUGUGUAACACAAUGGAGUAUUAUAGUCAAUUUUGUAACGAAGUAAAUGGUGUGUUAAUAUUGUAUCUUUGAUAUAUAAUAAAAUAUAAUAAAACCUCCUUA